Molecule: messenger RNA, 330 nt
Organism: Sordaria macrospora k-hell
Lineage: Eukaryota; Fungi; Ascomycota; Sordariomycetes; Sordariales; Sordariaceae
Source: RefSeq, a predicted model, not a curated record
AUGGCGCCCUCGACCACCUUCACAGCAACCUACACAAACUCCUCCUCCCUCUCUCCCUCCGCCCCCUUCACCCUCACCAAAAAUGUCCCUACCACUUCAACCUCAACCUCAUCAUCACCAAUGAGCACCUCCGACCGCGCCAAAUACCUGCACUCCCUCCGUCAAAUCGCCGCCACUUUCCAAGACGACAUCAACCGGGAACUCACCCAAAGAAUGGAGGAGGACAACAAGCGUGCGGCUGCGGCUUCUGGUGGAAAGAGUAAAGCGGAGGAAAAGGCGGCUAAGGAGGAGGAGAAUUACGGGGAGGAGGUUGUUGAGGAGGAUGAGUAG